AGGAGUAGAGAGACAGAGAGUUCGAUAUAUAGCCAAUGAGCAAUAGCGAAACGAAAGCAAAAGCAAAAACAAAAGCAAUGUUCCGUUGUAACUAGGAACUAGGAUUAUAAAUAUUAAUAAUAUUAAACAAGCGAGACUGAGCCCGCGGCGGCAGCUUUAGUGGAUACCAUGCAGCGAUCCCAGGCAGCGGACCAGAAGUCGGCCAGGCUGCACCAGCCGCACAACCAUGCCCACAACCAUCACAUUCUCCACCAGCAGUCGGAUCUGGGUGAGCAUAAUAGCAACGAAACAACGACUGGCGCUCGCGUAGCUUCCAGCAGCAGUGCCACGCCCUUGGCUGGGGCCAACUCUGCGCCCACGCCGCCCAGGAGUCUGGCUAUCAACCAGAACCAUCGCUACGCCGCAUCGGAUACGUCGGGGGACCAGGAUCAGGAUCACGAUCACGACCAAGAACAGGAUGAGGAGCUGCUGGAUUCGCGCUACGAGUGUGCCAUUUGCAUUGACUGGCUAAACGAACCAGUGCUGACGUCGUGCGGCCACCGCUUUUGCCGCAGCUGCCUCACCGCCUGGCUGCAGAAGAACAACCAGUGCUGCCCGCUGGACAACAAGUGCCUGUCCGCCGAGCAUGAUAUCUUCCCGGAUAACUACACGCGCCGCGAGAUCGAACAGCUGAAGCACAAGUGCCCCAAUUCGCCGCUCGGCUGCUCCGUGGUGGCCUCGCCCAUCGAGCUGCACCGUCACUUGCCCAGCUGUCCGUACCGUCGACAGCUGGCCCAGGAUCCACCGGAGGAGAAGUGCCCCUUUGCCAAGAUCAAGUGCGACUUUGUCGGGCGGCCCGAGACGAAUCAGCUGGAGGAGCACCUAAAGGCGGACAUGCCACAUCACAUGCAACUGAUGCUGCAAGCCUUCCAGCAGACGGCCAUUGCCACCUGGCAGCCUCACAAGCCCAGCACCAGUGGCGGUGGUGCUCUGGAGAACGGCCAUGGGGGUCAGCUGCCGGCACCGCCGCAGCAAUACGCCAACGGUGGCAUGGGCGUUGACGAGCAGAUUGUGCAGACCAUGUACCAGCGCAUCGUGGUGCUGGAACAGCGGACUCGCGAGCAGGAGACACGCUUGGAGAACUUGCAAAAGCAGUUGCGUCUGGCCCGCCAGUCGUCGUCGUCGUCGACCUCGGUGGAUCCGCGCUACAGCAAUGGCACCAUUGUGUGGCGCAUCGAGCAGCUGGGCGCCCUGGUGGCCCGCCUACGUGCCAAUGCCAACAACCUGGAGUACUCGCGCGAGUGCUACACCUCGCCGCAUGGCUACAAGUUCUGUGCGCGCCUCAACAUCCAGCCGAGGAAGCCGCAUGUGCUCAGCCUGCAUGUGCACCUGAUGCAGUCGGAAAAUGAUUACCAUUUGGACUGGCCCUUCAAGGGGCGCAUCAAGCUGUGCAUGGUGCAUCCGGUGGACGCAUCACUGUCCCAGCACGACACCAUUAUGACCAAGCCAGAGAUCCUGGCCUUCCAUAAGCCGCGCGAGGCGAUCAGCACGCGCGGCUUUGGCUUUCUGGAGUAUGCCAACAUAUCGAACAUCAUCCAGCUGGGCUUCUGUGCCGACGAUCGGCUGCUCAUCAAGAUCGAGAUCAACAUUGUCUGAAGCGGAUAUUAGGUUUGGAGCGGGGCCUAGGAUCUUUCUGUAAUGUGUAGCAAAUUGAAUUGUAUAACAUUUGUGCCAGUUGCGAGAUCCUGUGACUCCAAUCCACUCUGCUAUGCCCUCCAGGGGCGUACAUUAUGCAAUAACUACCCAUAGCUGACAUAUACUAUAUAUUUUAUAUAGAACUAUAUAUGCUAUCAAUACUAUACCUAUAUGUCUGCUCAUAGUCAUAGCCUCUCACUUGAAGCAAUCUGGAUGCCAUCAACUAUCCACUAUAAUCCCAUACUAAUCGAUAUUAUCUGUGUAACUAUCAUAGAACUAGGCCUCUUCCUUAUCCUGUAUAUUAUGUUUGUUAGUCUGUUAAGGUCUGGGGAAUUUAGACCAAGCUAUGGGCGAGAUUCCCAUAUCAGUGUAUUUAAUCUUUAGUUAAGUUUUCAAAACAUUCCUUCCAUUUUGUCAAUUGAAUUGAUUUUCCUCUUUAAUUGUUAACCGAGUACGUCCAUAUUCUUCCCUAAGAUCAUCUCAGUUUGGUUGAUUUUGGAGUCUAAUCUAACCCUAAGCUGCUUUGAGGGUUUAUCAUCAGUCAUAAGUCUUAAAAGAAUCGGGGGAAGCCAACCCGUAUCCCUUGUGGGGCUUUAUGUAUGUAUGUAUUAUUUUAAACCCAAACCCCACACUUAAUAGUAGAAAGUAGCUUUAAGAAUCUCGGGAUCCAAUCAGGCUGGCGACAGCGAUGAAAGCCCAGACUCCGCUUAGGAAACCCCCAAAAUAAAGGACACUUUUGUACCAUCAAA
Drosophila serrata is the source of this 2423-nucleotide messenger RNA. It is a transcript of the gene Traf6, whose product is annotated as TNF-receptor-associated factor 6. Gene Ontology annotation, molecular function: tumor necrosis factor receptor binding; ubiquitin protein ligase activity; metal ion binding. NCBI's taxonomy places the organism in Eukaryota, Metazoa, Arthropoda, Insecta, Diptera, Drosophilidae. Gene Ontology annotation, cellular component: plasma membrane signaling receptor complex. Gene Ontology annotation, biological process: lipopolysaccharide-mediated signaling pathway; regulation of canonical NF-kappaB signal transduction; protein ubiquitination. The record is from RefSeq and is a predicted model, not a curated record.